Molecule: messenger RNA, 3182 nt
Organism: Spodoptera litura
Lineage: Eukaryota; Metazoa; Arthropoda; Insecta; Lepidoptera; Noctuidae
Molecular function (GO): protein binding
Source: RefSeq, a predicted model, not a curated record
CGGAGCAGUCGCGUGCCGACGCUAACGCCUACAAUUUUUGUAAUAGUGAUUACGCUGUGUAGUGUCAUGUGCGAUUUGCUAUUGUGAUUUUUGAAGGCGUACGUGAAUGUAAUCAAAAGGCAGACUGAUAUGAUUCGAGCAUGGAGCGGUUACUUGACGUUCAUUCUUGUCUUCGUACAGAUUGGAAGCGAUUGGCUCAGCUGCAAUCACAUGACAGAGUGCACAUGCAAAUGGGCGUCAGGAAAAAAAACAGCUUCCUGUGUUUCAGCAGGUUUGAAGCAACUCCCAAAAUUAGCCUCAGACAUCCAAGUUCUAAAUCUACAUGGAAAUCCACUAAUGACAUUAGAAGAAGAUGCUUUUACAAACAUAGAACUGUUGAACCUUCAACGAUUGAACCUCAGCUCAACAAGUUUACAGACUUUACAUGCAAAUGCAUUCCGGGAUCUGCGAAUAUUGAUAGAAUUAGAUCUAUCCCAGAACCAACUCCUCAAACUAUCACCUAAUACAUUCAAAGGCGCUGAGCGCUUGCGGGUACUGAUCCUUAACGGUAACCCUCUGAGCGUUUUAGUCGCAGAGCAGUUCCCUCCGUUGAAAAGUUUGAGGAAAUUAGAAAUAUCACGAAGUAAGCUUCGUUCAGUACACCCAUUUGCAUUUGUUAAUCUUCAAUCACUAGAAACCGUCAAUAUACACCAAAACUUACUAACAUAUCUCCACCAAGAUACUUUCAAUCUACCGCUACUAAAAACUCUUACAUUGUCCGAUAAUCCUUGGUAUUGUGAUUGUCGGUUAAGGGAAUUCCAUGAUUGGUUUCUCAAUAGUAACUUAGGAAACGAAGAAGUCAUCUGUGGUGGCCCAGAAAAACUAGAGGAAAUGUCAUGGAGAUUUCUGAAACGAGACGACUUUGUGUGCCCGCCUUAUGCAACAUCUUCGCCGACAGUCAUUAGGACAGAAACAGGAGCUGAAAUAUCAUUCGGUUGCUUUGUUAGAGGUGACCCUAAACCUACCGUGACCUGGUCAUUUCAUCACAUAGAGAUAAACAACAGUACGGACAAACAAAGUGAUAUUAUAAUCAAUAAGUAUCAAUUAGAUCAUUUCGAUGAGUAUAACGACGAUUUCUUGAAUAAAAGUGCGCAGUGGGUUAACUUGACUAUUACGAAUGUGACUAGUGACUUGUCAGGAGAGUGGAAAUGUAGUGCUAAAAGUCCUGUAGGAGAAGCAAAUGCUUAUCUAACACUUUUUCUACCUAAAGCCAGGACAGCCACGGCGAGAGUUGCGCCUGAUUAUUCUGCGUUUUUUUUAAUAGGUGGAUCAUUGCUCGCUAUGACAACUGCCGGAUUUAUAACAACGUGCAUUUGUUGGAAAACUAAACGGCGGAGAGUGCCACCAAGUAGAAGCUUUACAGAUCAAGAAAAAAAAUUACUAGAUACAUCUCUAGCAGUGAGCUGUGACAGAACAAGUGGAGACCUGGGAUCUUCAUACGGCUUUGAAAUGUUAGAUAGAUCCAUUUCUAUGGAGUCUGAUGAUGCACGGUGUUUGGAACCUGUGCAAAUUACAAUAGAGGGCCCGCCUGGAUCCUUUCCUCCGCCUCCUGCAGAAUUUGCUUUGCCUGCUCCAUAUAGUAAUAUAUUCAUUUCUGUCCAAGUAUCUGGCCACAAUGAUGAGUAUCCUGAUCUCUUAGGAGGAGGUGCAACCUUACCUAGGAGAAGUAGAACAUGUUUCUUAAAAUCUGCUUAUGAUAAUAUGGGUCCGCGAAUCACAGCUGCUGGUAGUUCAACCUGGUCUCUUCCAGGUGCUAACGGUGAUAAAAAUAUUGAUAAAGAUCCAUUAAGUGGUCCAUUGUCAACUUUUUCUACUGAAUUUACAGCUUUGUAAGUUUUGGGUGAUUUUAUCAUAUCUGUUACAUAUUCCAUAAUUAUUCCAUAUGACAUAUGAUAGUAACAAUUUAAUUUAACUAAUUCUGCCAUUACUUUCAACGAAUGUAACACCCGUUUAUUAUAGAUCUGAGAAAGAUUUUUGACCAAAAUCAAAAACAGCAUCGAAUCACAAUUCUUUCAGAAAAAAUUGAAAAAAGUUUUAGUCAUAUAUUAUAUUACCUCUUUUUAAUAUGUAAAUCAGUUUUAUAAUAAUAUCACAACCACAAUACAUAUUUAUAUUCAAAACAAUUAUAUUCAGUUUUCAACUCACAAUCUUAACUAUUUGCCCUGUAUUUUCUAUUAGCAUAAUACUAAAUUCUUAAAAGAAACCUAAGUGUGUACAUACAUACAUAACCUCACGCCUGUCACCCAUGAGGGUAGGCAGAGACUAUGGACUCUGAAGAUACCUAAGUUUUGGCCUAGAUCCAAUUUUUAGUAUUUAAAAAGAAGAUGAUGUCUAACAUAUCAAUUUUAUAGCUGUAAAUAAGAAUAAGUUUGUCAUUUUUAUUCCAAUAUUUGCAUUGAAAUCAUGUAUAUAGUAUACGAUACAGUAUUUAUGAAAAAGAUUAAAAUAAAUGUAGAUGAUAAAAAUUUAUACUGACUGCAUUUUAUGACCAAUGUUUGUCGUUUGUUAACCAAUGAUGGUCAUUUGUAACCACGAACUUAAACUAUAUAUUGGUUCAUGUCUGAAGUGAAUGAUGAUGAUAUUUAUCCCAACACUAUUUAACGCAGACCUUGUAAAAGGAAGAAUACAUUUUAAUUAUUAUAUCUAUUGCUAUCCGUAUACAAUUUAUCAGAAUUGGUAAUGAAUAGUGAUGGGAUUUUUUAAAUUCGAUCUUUGUGGAAGAUAAAUUUAUUUUAUUUACAGUUUUAUUCAUUGUGACUUUACAUUACGUUACGGUACGAUGAUCAAAUUAUUGGCACUAUUCAUUAAUUUUUAUUAUAGUUAGCAGUAAUAAAUAUAAUUACACUGAAAUACUUAAUUUAUUAUUAUGUCUUUGAUAAGGAAGGUGUUUUCUAUGUCAUCGGAUUUAUACCCAAAUUUCAUUUGAGAUCAAGAGUGAAAGCCGAACCCGGUGCAGUAAUGAAUGUCACUUUACAAGAACUGUUUCAAAACACAAUGCGUAAAACUGUAUUCAAUACAAAACUGUACAGUUAUUUAUAAGUUUAUAUACCUAACAAUAGUUUGUAUCUGUAAGGAUUUGAUCGUGGAUCCAUUGCUUUAAAACUGAGUGAUGAGAUAAUAAAUGAAGUGCAAACUUGUCUUUA